CCCUCCUCCCCGUCCCAAUUCCAAUUCCCCUUCCCCUUCCCCACAGACUUCCGACCCACGCCACCGCCGAUGCCCACCCGCUGCUAGUCUAGUCCAGUCGUCAGAGGCUCGGAGCGAUGGGCGAGAUGGAGUCGACCUCGCCGCCGCCGGGAGGCGCGGGCGGCGCGGUGCUGCAGGUGGUGUUCGUGGACGGCGAGCGGAGCGUGGACCUGGGCACGGUCACCGUGCAGCCGUCGCUGGGCGUGCGGAAGCUGCAGGCGGUCGUGGCGGACCGCGUCGGCGUCGCCCCGCAGCAGAUCUCGGCGUCCCUGGCCCGGCCGCGGCGCCAGCGCCGCGUGCCGCUCGACGAGGGCGCCGACCUCGCCGCCGCCGUGGCCCGCGAGGGCGCCGGCUGCUACGUCCUCGCCGGGCUCCGCCGCUCCCGCCGCGACCGCCGCGGGGGCCGCUCCAGGCGCGACAGGAAGGGCGCGGGCGCGGGGGCGGGGCCUCAGCAGCCGCUGCUGAUGGCGCCCACGAUGGCCUCGGAGCGGACCAUCCUCAAGCGCCUCCCGUCGACGGAUCUGGCGUCCCUGGCGGGCGCCGCGUCCCCGGUGGCCGCGUUCGGCGGGUGGGACUACGAGGCGCAGCUGCGGGAGCUCCAGCGGCAGCACGAGUGGUACAUGAUGAGCACGGCGGCGCCGGAUCCGUACCUCCUCCCGCCGCUCCUCGACGACCCGCCGGCGGCGCUGUGGCCGGCGCGCCCCUCGACGCCCUGCCCCGACUGCGAGGCGGCCGCCGCGCUGGGCCUGCGCGAGCCGGCGUUCCACUGGUGCGUGCGCGACGCGGUCACCGUGGGGUUCCGCUCCCCGGUUGGCCCAAUCGAGCGCCCGUCCACUGCCAGGAGAUCCCCGUCCCAGACGCCGUCGCCGACCCCGUCGCCGCCGCCGCCGUUUCAGCCCACCGCCGGCCGCCAUCUGCCGUCCUUCCUCCAUCCAGGCCUGACGCCGCUCUGCUACUAGCCGCCCGCCCGUCCGUCCGUUAAUUAGUAGAAGAAGGUGUAGAAAAGCAAAAGGGGAAUUGGGCCAUGGUUGCGUGCGGGGUUUGUGCACUGGGGGAGGAGGAGCAGAGGACAAGCGAAGGCGACGACUCCAGAGAAGAGAAGAGAAGAGUAGAGAGGAGGCUGCCUGCCCGCCUGCGCGGUGCCCGGCUGGACACGUUCCGGCUGGAAGAUUUCUUUCUGUUUAUGUUCCGUGUUUUGCUGGGGUGGUUGGGCUGUGCUGUGCUGCUAGUGCUGUGUGACAGCUGGUGUGGUGCGCGUGUCCGUCCGGGCUGUUGGACGAGUCCGCAGAUCCAUCCCUCCCUCCCUCUGGAAUCCUUCUCUGUUUUUUUUCUUUUUCUUUUCCUUUGUUUAGUGAGAGAGAGAUAGUGAGUGAGAGAGAGAGAGCCCAGUGGAUUAUGGGCGAUAUUGGUAGUUGUUUCUGGUAUAUCGAAGUGGUAUAUGCAGAUGAAGAAACAUGAAUUUCACCGUGCCAAAAA
Molecule: messenger RNA, 1515 nt
Organism: Triticum urartu
Lineage: Eukaryota; Viridiplantae; Streptophyta; Magnoliopsida; Poales; Poaceae
Source: RefSeq, a predicted model, not a curated record